ACGCUGCUUUCUUAACACGGAAGAAAGCUUGGAAGAAUAUUUUAGGGCUGUGUGAAUUUGAGAGAAAGAAAUGGCUUUGCCGAAGGCUAAGGAGGUCGUUUCUGCCAAUCCCGUCGUCGUUUUCAGCAAGUCGUACUGUCCGUACUGUGUGAACGUGAAGCAAUUGCUUCAACAACUUGGAGCCUCUUUCAAGGCCAUUGAACUCAACAAUGAAAGUGAUGGAAGUGAAAUUCAAGCAGCUCUGGCAGAGUGGACUGGCCUGCGGACUGUGCCAAAUGUUUUCAUUGGUGGGAAGCACAUUGGUGGCUGUGACGUUACAACAACUCUGCAUGAGGAAGGGAAGCUGAUUCCUCUGCUAACUGAAGCUGGAGCUGUUGCUAAACCUUCCGGUUAGAAUAGAGUUCUGCUGCCUGUUGUCGAGUCCAAUACUCUAAUAAAUACCGAGUUUGGUUUCUUUUGAUUAUGUAUUGUCAGCUGAAUCCUCGGUUUGGCAUAGGGAUAUCGGACUUGACUUUUAAACGUUUGCAUUUUCUUUUGAGUUUUUACUAAAGCUAUGGAAAUUUAGAGUUUCAUGUAUGGUUUAAACUUGGCUGAAGUUUGUUUAGACUUUAGCAUGCAAGUUUAGCAAUUCUUCA
This is a messenger RNA of Theobroma cacao (cacao), 635 nucleotides long. Its product is annotated as glutaredoxin-like. Gene Ontology annotation, biological process: cellular response to oxidative stress. Gene Ontology annotation, cellular component: cytoplasm. The record is from RefSeq and is a predicted model, not a curated record. Lineage: Eukaryota; Viridiplantae; Streptophyta; Magnoliopsida; Malvales; Malvaceae. Gene Ontology annotation, molecular function: glutathione disulfide oxidoreductase activity.